Aspergillus tanneri is the source of this 531-nucleotide messenger RNA. RefSeq lists its product as uncharacterized. NCBI's taxonomy places the organism in Eukaryota, Fungi, Ascomycota, Eurotiomycetes, Eurotiales, Aspergillaceae. Bases 1 to 531 code for a protein of 176 amino acids. The record is from RefSeq and is a predicted model, not a curated record. The transcript has 2 exons.
AUGUCACGACAUCCUACAGCUCUGGUAGUCUCUCAAAUGGUACGAGGCUACCGACAGCCAACACUAUCAUGUCAAGCGAGUUUUUUUGAUGAUGGAAUACAAGGGAUCCCCAAGGGCGAGUUGGAAAACACAUUCGUCGAUCCCUCGCAAGAGCUGCUCCGUUCUCUGCUGCGGGGAUAUCGCCCUAGUUUCCGGCGUCAUAGUCUGGGAUGGGAGGCUGAUGUUCUUCUUAAAUUAGACCCAAGGCAGCAAAUGUGCUAUUAUGAUGGGAAGCUGUUCGGUGGAUACCUUACCCUGCUCAUGGAUCGUAUCCUCGCAGACUGCUGUCGGCCGGCAGUGACAGCCUACCUCAACACAACCUUUGCACACUCUAUUCCACCGGAUGCUCCAAUCCACCUACGCGCGUGGCCCGAAAAAGUCGAAGGGCGUAAGAUUUAUCUCGCGGGUUCCGUUCAGAUCCCCGGCAGCCGGGCGGGUGAAUUAAUUGAAGCGAUUCGGGCGAAUGCUUUAUUCAUACGACCCCGAAGUUAA